Poecilia reticulata (guppy) is the source of this 2745-nucleotide messenger RNA. NCBI's taxonomy places the organism in Eukaryota, Metazoa, Chordata, Actinopteri, Cyprinodontiformes, Poeciliidae. The record is from RefSeq and is a predicted model, not a curated record.
AUAGAAAGUGAUAAGCCGGUAAUGAUUGAUAUAAACAUAUAAUUUCAAACCUCCUCUGCCUUGGUAGAUUUAAAGGAACACGGACAAGCAGCUUUGAGCUUCUGCGUGGUGUGGGCACAUACUUUGUUCUAUGCUGUAAUUUAUUAUGAAUGGCCUAAACUCGUCUGCCCUCCACGUGGGUGUGGAUCUCACAUUUUAAUUGGCUGACAUCAGCAGCGUCCUGAAAGAGCUCGGCCGCGAUUGGCUCGGUUGCUCCGGGGGUUGUGGGCGGAUUUUCAUCGAUGGUGGAAGUGGGAUACUUUGUGACAAUGUUCAUUGUCGGUACAUCCACUGGGGCUGCUGUAGGUUUGAGAGCGCUGCGGAGAGCCUCUCGCUUCUAAGCCGAACAGGGCUUGCAGCUCCGCUCCUCUGAAGGUUGCAGGAACCUCAGUUAACAUUCAGAAGGAGUUUAUUACUAUUUUUUUUUCUAAUCAAACCGCGCAUUUUUAAAGGUUAUUACAUACGAUCGCCUGCAUUUUUUUUUACUCUUUCUUUUUUCGUUUUUCUUUUUUUAUUUUUUUUUUCGCUGACAAUAUAAUUCCGUUUCUGUUUGGCUUUUGCCCAAUGUAGCAUUUCGGAAGACUUGCUUGCAACUUGGAAAGAAAAGAAAAAAGAAAAAAAAAACGCUGCAAGGAGAUUUAAAUAAGGAGAUCAAGCAAAGCGAAAAGCGACUCUGCAGUGUUAGUUGAUUUCCUGCGGGGACGUUCUCAUGAAAUCGACCGGACUUGGUUUUAUUCCGACUCUCGGAGGACGCACGGAAGGGUUAAUAGACAGAAAGCUCUGAAUGCUGCCUUCUAAGAGACGAUAGUCGAAGCGACGGAUUCCGCUUCCUCCUCCUAAACCCUUUCUUCAUCCCGACUCUUGCUCGUCUUGUCUUCCCUCCCUCCCUCCUCCCUUCCCGUCCCUUCCCCCCGCCGUCUCCGAGCACAGGUUAUCGAAUGGACCAGCAUCCUAGCGCCCGGAGCUGCACCAGUCGCGGGACUUCGUCCUGCGAGGCCGUCCCGGCUGAACCCUCCAUGAAUCUGUACAUCCACUCCACCACAGGCACACGCUUCGAGCUCUCCCUGCCCCAGGAGGAGACCGUGGAGGGACUGAAGAGAAGGCUCUCGCAAAGACUCAAAGUACCCAAAGAGAGACUCGCUCUGCUGCACAAAGAAACGCGACUAAGUUCAGGCAAACUCCAGGAUCUAGGCAUCUCUGAUGGGAGCAAGUUAACACUUGUACCAACAGUCGAAGCAGGAUUAAUGUCUCAGGCAUCAAGACCAGAGCAGUCAGUAAUGCAAGCCUUGGAGAGUCUAACAGAAACUCAGGUCAGUGACUUCCUGUCCGGCCGCUCCCCGCUCACCCUGGCACUGCGCGUAGGGGACCACAUGAUGUUCGUUCAGCUUCAGUUGGCAGCACAGCAAUCUGGGGGUCCCCAGCUCCAGCACCGGCACCUCAUCAGCCGGGGAAACACAGAGGCCGCCGCAGGACAGCCCACAGCGCAGCCGCCCCGAGUUCCCCACAUUCACCCGCUCUCCCCCCACCAUCACCCCCAGCAACCACACAAUCACCCCAGCCCCCAUCCUGUCGCUUCCUCCUCCUCUUCCUCAGGCUCACCUUCCUUCCCGUUGCCAAACACGCACCACCAGCCGCUCCCUCCUAUGUACCACCAGUCACCCUCCUCCCCUCACUGUAGCCCCCCUACUCCGCCACCCCACUCCCCUCGCCCGUCUCACAUCCCCGGGGGAAUUUUCCGCUCUCCAUCUCAUCAUCACCAUCAUCAUCAUCACCAUCACCACUACCACCAGCCCUCCUCCAGUCAACCCAGCCAUGACAUUGGCCAGGUCAGCCCUGUAGCCCCGGUUUUGUGCCCUGAGGCUAACUGCAGCACCAACAGCCCUGGCAGUGGUUCUAGUCCGUCAGCACGCUCACGAAAACCUGGAGCCAUCAUUGAGAGCUUUGUCAACCAUGCUCCCGGAGUCUUCUCAGGGACCUUUUCAGGCACUUUGCACCCUAACUGCCAAGACAGCAAUGGGCGUCCAAGACGUGAUAUCGGUACCAUCCUGCAGAUCCUCAACGACCUCCUGAGUGCCACUCGGCACUACCAGGGCAUGCCCCCCUCCCUCACCCAGCUCCGUUACCAGACUCAGUGUGGGUCGCCCACCUCCCCGUCCCCCUCACCACCUCCUUCACCCCCAGUCGCUGGGAUGACGGGCCUCUCUGCCAAAGCUACCUCUGUGCCUGCUGGCAGCCCUCCUCCAACUCUUCAUCCACUGGUGCAGUGCCAGAGCCAGAUCCGCAUGUGCAAACCCCCUGGUGACCGCAUCCGUCAGACCGAGAACCGAGCGACUCGCUGCAAGGUGGAACGUCUGCAGCUGCUGAUGCAGCAGAAGCGUCUGCGCCGGAAGGCCAGGCGGGACCAGCGAGCGCCCUACCAGUGGCUGCCAAACCGCAAGGCCGGGCGUAGCAACAGCAACAGCAGCAUGUCCAGCGAGGGCUCCCUGGAUCUGGACUUUGACGACUCGGUCUGGAAGCCCGACGUCAAGGCCGACUUAAAGUCCGAGUUUGUGAUGGCCUGAACACCUUGUCCACCCCCGUUCUUUGUGAAGAUUCGUAGAAUUUGUGAAGCGUUUCUUGGGAUUAAUGUGGAAAUAUAUUAUGAAGGCUGUGUCUUGGCAGGAGGUCAGGGGGAAAGAAAAAGUUGUCCUUGUGACUGUUAUCUGC